AUGAAGUUCUUCGUGUGCAUUUUGGCCUUGGUAGGUGUGGCUCAGGCUGGUCUGCUGCCCCACUUGGAGCACCCCCAUGGUGGCUACCACCAUGCCGACCUGCCCCACUUGGUCGAUGCCGAGAUCCACCACUCCGACGGCAUCCACUUGGGACACAGCGCCGCCAUUGUGCAUCAUGAUGAUCACCACUUUGACCAUCACUUGGAUCACCAUGUGGUGGAGUCGCUGCCAACCACUGUGUACCACCACGAAGAGUACCCGCACCACUACCACUACGCCCGCCUGCACGCCGCCCCCGUCCACCACUACACCCACUCGGCGCUCAAGUCGGUGGUGCCAGCCCACUUGGAUGUCCACAGCCACUCUAACCUGCUGUCCUUCGCCAAACACGCCCUGCACGGCAAGUACGGAAAGGUCAGGAUCACCGAGACCCACUACUGAGUAAUUCCCAAAACAAAUGUUGUCCAAAAAAAUCCCGAUUAGCCAAACAAAGCAUCUUUACUUUUAAUUUAUUGCCACUAAGUUUAGGAUUACUUACAAAACCGAAUACUCCAGAAAGCAAUGAUUUUGAUGAUUAAAAAAGAUUGUUUACAAUUUAA
This is a messenger RNA of Drosophila bipectinata, 599 nucleotides long. RefSeq lists its product as uncharacterized. The record is from RefSeq and is a predicted model, not a curated record. NCBI's taxonomy places the organism in Eukaryota, Metazoa, Arthropoda, Insecta, Diptera, Drosophilidae.